AUGGACGAGCCAGAUGGGCUGCUUAGCCCCAGGGGCUCCCUCUGGCGCUCCGACGUCUUCGCCUUGCUGCACGCCGAUGAGGCCUCCACGGACGUGCGGUUGGGGCCCCAGUACCAAAUCGAGGAGCUGCCGGGUCCUGGGGCCCCCGAUGGCCCCAUCCCCCCUAGUUUCUGGGCCGAGGCCCUGGCGACCUCCGACUGGCACCCACUACCCACCUUCAGCGCAGCAGACGUCGCGGCCUUCAACCUGGCCAUGAAACUGUUUGAUCGAGAUUUUAGGGCGGUUUCCAAGCUGGUCCAACGCUCGGAGGCCGAAUGCGUGGUCUUUUACUACAAGGUGUUCAAGCACAGCGUGGUGGGGAAGCGGUACAGGCAGCUAUACCGCAGCGGGCACACCGGCGAUGAGCUGCUGCGUGGGCGCAAGCUGGUCACCGCCAUCCUCCCCACCCUCGCGGCCGCGGGGCGCCUGGACGCGGCGGGGCAGAGCAUGCUCAAGCACGCGGCCGACGACUACGGCCGGCGCGCGCUGCCCCUGCAGGUCUUCGUCCCCGCGGUGGUGGCGCUGACGGGGCGCGAUGCGUUUGUGCGAGGCGUGGAGGCCGCAGGCGUGGCGGCCGAGGACCCCGGCGACCCGGGCUUUCUGCUCAGCCCGCGCGCGGUGGACAGCCUGGUGGCCACGAGCUUGCCGCUCAAGGCCGUGUUCUGGGACAGCACCACGCCGCUGUGGCGCAAGGACCGCCAGGCCAACAUGCUGAUGUGCAACGCCUGCGGCAUCUACUACAAGAACCACGGCCGGCACCGGCCCGUGGAGCUGGUGGCCGCGCCGGCACGCGCGGCGCCGGGGUCGAACGCGCUUUCCACCCGGACCCAGCCGCCCGUCAUCGCUGGGAUCGGCGCCGGCCAGCACUCCCCGCCCCAGCCGACCGCCUCCGCGCCGCCGGCCGUCUCGCCGGCGGCGGCGCCGCCCGCACGGCCGCCGUCACGGCGGCGCACGGCGGCGGCCGCCGCGCUGGACAGCGACGCCAGCGACCUGGAGAGCGAGAGCCGGGCCUGGCCCGGUCGCCACGCGCCGGAUUCGGCGGAGGAGAGCGAGGGGCUGGCGCCGUCGCGCCCGGUGGCGGCGCGGGUCGGCGGCGACGAGGCGGCGCGCGUGUCGCUCAUCGAGCGGCUGUCCGCCUCCAGCCAGGAGCCGGUGUCCGGGGCGUCGCCCUCUCCGGCCGCCUCCGCCAGCCUGUUCCCGGGGCCGCAUGAGGAGCUGCUCAGCGCGCUGGGGCACCCGCCGCUGCGCAUCAUCACCCACCCCAAGCCCAUAGGCGGCCGCUACGCGAGGGACCCAGUCCAGCCGGUCGCGCUCUCCUGGCCGCCGUCCUCGCUGCUCCUGGCGGGGGAGGGGCAGGGCCAGCACCAGCCGCAGCACUAA
Molecule: messenger RNA, 1419 nt
Organism: Auxenochlorella protothecoides
Lineage: Eukaryota; Viridiplantae; Chlorophyta; Trebouxiophyceae; Chlorellales; Chlorellaceae
Product: Siderophore biosynthesis regulatory protein URBS1
Exons: 6
Coding region: 1-1419 (472 amino acids)
Biological process (GO): regulation of DNA-templated transcription
Molecular function (GO): sequence-specific DNA binding; zinc ion binding
Source: RefSeq, a predicted model, not a curated record